Molecule: messenger RNA, 3716 nt
Organism: Macaca mulatta (Rhesus monkey)
Lineage: Eukaryota; Metazoa; Chordata; Mammalia; Primates; Cercopithecidae
Gene: IMPA1
Product: inositol monophosphatase 1
Biological process (GO): inositol metabolic process; signal transduction; phosphatidylinositol phosphate biosynthetic process
Molecular function (GO): inositol monophosphate 1-phosphatase activity
Source: RefSeq, a predicted model, not a curated record
GCGGUAGGCGCCUAGGGCGGAGGCCGCCUUUGGGUGACCCCUGCCUGCCGCGUUAUCCGGAGCUACCCUGGGCGACCAGGAACAGUUCCGACAUUGGAGUAGCGGUUCGCUUACGCGACCUCACUUAACCUCUGUGGCGGCUUCUAUAGAAUAAUUGCCCCUUUUCAUGUCCCCAACUCCGAAAAGCUCCGAGAAACUUGGUGCAUCCCCAGGCCGAGGUAGUCACUCUUAAGUGAUGGGGCAGCGCCCAGGUCCUGUGCUGCCAGUCGCGCUGCUGGGACAGGUGGCCUGGCUCCCACACUGGAAGGCUGUGACCAGGACUGAAACAGGAAACAGUUCAGGUGUUUAUGGCUCUGGGAAAAUGAAAAUAUUUGUCAAAUAUUUUCAGAAGAUGGCUGAUCCUUGGCAGGAAUGCAUGGAUUAUGCAGUAACUCUAGCAAGACGAGCUGGAGAGGUAGUUUGUGAAGCUCUAAAAAAUGAAAUGAAUGUUAUGCUGAAAAGUUCUCCAGUUGAUUUGGUAACUGCUACAGACCAAAAAGUUGAAAAAAUGCUUAUCUCUUCCAUAAAGGAAAAGUAUCCAUCUCACAGUUUCAUUGGUGAGGAAUCUGUGGCAGCUGGAGAAAAAAGUAUCUUAACCAACAACCCCACAUGGAUCAUUGACCCUAUUGAUGGAACAACUAACUUUGUACAUAGAUUUCCUUUUGUAGCUGUUUCAAUUGGCUUUGCUGUAAAUAAAAAGAUAGAAUUUGGAGUUGUGUACAGCUGUGUGGAAGACAAGAUGUACACUGCCAGAAAAGGAAAAGGUGCCUUUUGUAAUGGUCAAAAACUACAAGUUUCACAACAAGAAGAUAUUACCAAAUCACUCUUGGUGACUGAGUUGGGCUCUUCCAGAACACCAGAGACUGUAAGAAUUGUUCUUUCUAAUAUGGAAAAACUUUUUUGCAUUCCUGUUCAUGGGAUCCGGAGUGUUGGAACAGCAGCUGUUAAUAUGUGCCUUGUGGCAACUGGUGGAGCAGAUGCAUAUUAUGAAAUGGGAAUUCACUGUUGGGAUGUUGCAGGAGCUGGCAUUAUUGUUACUGAAGCUGGUGGCAUACUAAUGGAUGUUACAGGUGGACCAUUUGAUUUGAUGUCACGAAGAGUAAUUGCUGCAAAUAAUAGAAUAUUAGCAGAAAGGAUAGCCAAAGAAAUUCAGGUUAUACCUUUGCAACGAGACGAUGAAGAUUAAUUACGGCAGCCUCAUAGUCAAUCCCAGUUGCUUUUCCCCAGACUUGGUGACUCAUCGAUGGAUAUGUGUUUUGGAUGUAUGAUAUGCUUGGUUUAGAUUCUCUUUGACCAGGUUAAAAAUUUGGAACUUGUUCCUUAUUUUACUAUGACUAGGUUUGCAAGAAUUGACAUAAUGUUUGUUUCACUGAUUUAAAACAUUUUGCACGUAAGGAUGUACUUUAGAAAACAUACCCAGGAAGUACAGUUGAUAAAUAUAAUAUCAACUGAAAUAGUCAAUUAGCAAUUUUGUGUUUCUAAAUAUCUAUGGUCCCCUGAAAUUUUGACUUACUAUAUAGGUGCAGAGACACCCACUUAGAAAGUUAACUGUUCGGAAAAACAUUUCUCUUUAGUUUCAAAAACCAUAUAUAAUUAAAUUUGUAAGGACAUACUGAGUACCCUAGGCCAACAUUUUUUUCUUUGCAGAGAACCUUUUGUGUUUUAUUCUUCAGUGUUCAUAUAGCACCUGGCCCAUUAUAUGUCUGGGCAACUAAAAACAAACAUUGUGAGAAUGAAUAUUUUUAAGGUAGUAAUUCCUAGUUAUAAUAGAUACAUAAAGUAAUGAACUCAGCAUUCUGUAUUUUUGCUUCAGGUUUGAAAUAAAAAUUAUCUAGUUAAAUUUUUUAUGUUUCACAUUACCAUGCCAUCAGAUAGCAUUGCUUAUUGUGGGCAUUUCUGCAGUGAAUACAUUUUCCAAAACAGUUAAAUUGUCAGUUUGGAUUUGCUUUAAAGUCCUGUAUAAGAGAGAAGAAACUAUUUCUAUAAUACAAAGCACUCUCAUCAGAUAUCUGACAUAAUUAGAUAUAAUAUAACAUUUUACUAAGUUCAGUAGGUGUUUAUACUGAUUUGAUUGUGCUGGCAAAUAUACUGUAUUGUUAAUAUUGAACUAUUUAUUUUUCUCUUAGUCUUGUUAAUUAACUUCAUUGCCGCUGGAUUCUCUUCAGCCUUUAAAAAUAUUUCUUAGUGGUCAUUGCUCUGCAGAACUCAAAUAGAAAAUUGUACUGGUUCAUAGAUAUUUUUAAAGGGUUAAUUUAUUGUUCAGCCUUAUCCCUUGGCAUGUGAACAGACUACUAGACUUAUUGUAGGUUCACAUGAGCUUUGUGUUGUAAAAUGAAAAGUGCUUCUAUAAAGUUUUCAAGGUAGGGAGUGAUUUUAUUGUUGUUUAUAUCUAAUAUAUUAAAGAUGUGUGAUACUAAGGUUUAAGUGCUAUAAUUACUAUGUUUGUACUGUUGAUCACAUGUACUUAAAACAUCUGAUACUGUAUUCUUGGCUGGACGUGGUGGCUCACACCUAUAAUCCCAGCACUUUGGGAGGCCGAUGCAGGUGGAUCACAAGGUCAGGAGAUCGAGACCAUCCUGGCUAACACGGUGAAACCCUGUCUCUACUAAAAAUACAAAAAAUUAGCUGGGCAUGGAGGCGGGUGCUUGUAGUCCCAGCUACUUGGGAAGCUGAGGCAGGAGAAUGGCAUAAACCCAGGAGGUAGAGCUUGCAGUGAGCUGAGAUCGUGCCACUGCACUCCAGCCUUGGCAACAGAGUGAGACUUCGUCUCAAAAAAAAAAAAAAAAAAAAAAAAAAAAAUCUGAUACUGUGUUCUAAGGUUGCACGUUGUUUUUGCAAUUAAAUUUAUUUUAAUUAAGAUGAUCAUGAAUAAAACUUUAAAUUAAUUGGUGUUUGUAUUAUUGUUCCCAUUAUAGUUAUUAUUUUUAGAUUUAGGAUCUCACUCUGACUGUGCUGUGGUGCAGUCAUAGCUCACUGUAUCCUCAAAUUCCUGGGCUAAAAUGAUCCUCCUCUUUCAGUCUUCUGAGUCUCUUAUGGGACUAUAAGUUCAUGCCACCAUGCCCUGCUAAUGUUUUACUUUUAUUUUUGUAAAGAUGGAGUCUUCCUAUGUUUUCCAGGCUCCUUGGCCUCCCAUAGUGCUGGGAUUACAGAUGUGAGCCACCGAUCCAGGCCAUGAUAUUUACAUUAUUAAAGUUAAUAGUUCAAACUACUUUUAGAGGCUUUGUUUUGUUUUUGUUUUUUGAAGACAGUGUCUUGCUCUUCUGCUCAAACAGGAAUGCAGUGGCAUGAUCACCACUCAUUGCAGUCUCAACCAUCUGUGCUCAAGCAGUCCUCCCACCUCAGCCUCCCUAGUAACUGGAACCACAGGCACAUGCCACCAUGCCUGGCUAAUUUUUUAUUUUUUGUAGAGACAGAAUCUUCCUAUGUUGCUUAGGCUGGUCUCAUUGGGCUCAAGUGAUCCUCCUGCCUCAGCCUUCCAAAGUGCUGGAAUUACAGAUGUAAGCUAUUGUGCCCAACAUACUUUUAGAGGUUUUUGUGUUGAGUUACAAAUAUUUGAAACUUGCAAAUAUUAUUUAAUAUACGUUCUUAUUUUUUGCCUGUAAUCUUUCCAACUUUUCUAAAAACCUACAUUUUUUUUAUAAUAGCUUUUACAUCUAUUUAUUCUAAAUGCAAUUGAA